GCGGAAUAUAUUAAUAACAUGUCAAGUAGUCGGCGUUUUAUGUAAAAGCUGAAAUUUCUAUCAAAAUAAACAAUUUUCGAUUACUAUUAGCCUUCUAGUUUAGUGUUUAAUUAGGAAAUUAAUUUAAUAAAAUGGAGGAGAGCGAAAAAACGGAAGAAUCGUGCCGCUUGUGCGAUGAAACAGCAGAGAAAAUGUUAAGCAUCUUCGAUAAAAAUGAAGAAGGCAUUGAAAUUCUUCAAGUGAUAAAAGAUUGCCUGCCCAUCGUCAUUUAUAGAACUGAUCCAUUAUCAAAGCAAAUAUGUGAAAGUUGCUCUGAAACCCUUAAUUCCCUGAGCAGUUUCAAGAAAAACUGCGAGGAAAUUUCGCAGAAGCAAAAGGAAAAACUUAAAGAAGACCCAGAUAAUAAAUAUGAGGCAUUUUUGACAUGUGGAGAAGAAAAGUCAGAAAAACCCGUCCCCUUUCAGGAGGAGGAGGAAUCUUCAGAGCUUAAGGAUGGAAGCACUUCCACAGAUGAUCUUAAUAUAUUUUGCAACAAUUGUAAGCAAACGAUCUUGGAGAGUAAUACAAUUAAUGGGGAACUAGAGUUGGCUAUAGCUGAAUCUAUGGCCAAAAAUAAAGUGAAGACUGAGAAUCCUGAGAAGUCACUUAGAAGAAGAAAGGUAGUUCCUUUUUACCAUGAAUUAGAUGACUCUUUGUGUAGCAGUUUGACUGAGUUUACACAUAACACUGAAGGUUCACAAAUGUAUGAAGAAGACAACAGUGAUAUUGAUGGUUCUGAUGAUUCUAUUGAAGAACUCAGGCCAAGAAAACGAAGGAGGAUAAUAGAAUCAGAUGAAGAAAGUGACCGUACAGAAAAAAAUGAAAGAUCUAAUGGAAUUAGAGAAUUUGAGCGUGAAAAGCCGAUCAUUGCGGAGGAACCAGAAGAAGAAGAGGAAGACGAAAGUACUUUAAUUGAUAAAUAUAUGGAAGAAGAAGAACAUAGGUACCAACCAAUGUCUUUGCUACGACUCGCCUUAAAUAUAAUCAAUAAAACCAAUGUUCCCGAGUACGAACCAUACGACUUCUACCAAGAGACAGUAGUGCCACAGUGUAAACAUUGUAAUCAGCAAUUCCGCAACUUCAAAGUGCUCUCCAUUCAUGAGCAGAAACACAUGGACAUUGAGGUAGGCGAAAAGAUAGACAAUCCUAUCCCGUGGCCAGACUCUAGAGAAGAUGCAGAAGUGAGAAACAAGUGGUUGAAUUACUUUGAUGAAAAUGGAUAUGAAGACGAUGAUAUAGUUGUGGAUGUAAUGGACAGUGACUUGCUGAUUCCUAUUGAAGAAAAAAAUCGAGAUUCCAGUGGUAUGAAACUGACUGGAGAUGAGAAGAUUACUCUAGUCGGUACUCAGCCCAUGGUCAAUGACGUCUAUUUAGGAGAUUUUUCUAAAGAUGAUAGGAAAUUACUGUACCAAUCAAUGAGAAUUCAAGGAGUGAAUAAAAAAUUCUGUCCCCUUUGCAGGUACACCUUUAAAGACAACUGGGCUAUAGAAAGCCAUUACUUUUCUUUAGCCUGCUAUUAUACGUGUCGCUAUUGCGGUAUGCGCUUUAAUAAACAAAGGCAUAAAUUCAAGGAACAUUGUGAAGAACAUGAAACGAAAAAAGAUGAGAUUUCAGAAAAAAUAUUUGCUGCUAGUAAACUAAGUAACAUUAUACCGAAGGUAAUCCAUCCUCCAAAACCAAGAAGGAUAGUAGUUACCCAACAUAAUCCACCUCCAGAGAUGAUAGCCGCCAAUAAUCAGUUCUUUAGCGGACCUAAUCAGCAUCCAAACAAUUUCAGUCCUUAUCUACAAGGUGGUUCUCAGCCUAAGAGAAGCUUUAUGGAACGAAAAACGCUGCAACCCAAUUUACAAAUCAAAGAGGAACCGCAGGAUAAUAAUAUGAAGGAGUUUCAAACCUCACAGUCAAAGACCGGUAACCAGGCGUACUUUUGUCGUAAAUGCUACAAGGUAUUUUUCAAAUUGGACGAAUUUAACGUCCAUAGCAAAAACUGUGAUUUUAGCCAGUUUCCUCAAAUGCGAAAUGCUACUGCUACUCCUCCUGCUAAGAACUUUCCAGCUCCAGCUAAAAAUGGUGAUGUUUCGCCUGCUGGUCGACCUGUUAGGAAUUGUGCCAAGGAAAUUGGUCCAUAUAAGGAUGAUGUAUAUCUACCAGAUCAUAUCCUAAAAGAUCCCAAACCUUCAUCACAACAACAGACAUUCGUUUGCUUUAUCUGUAACACGCCCUUCCCUACUAUUUACUCCCGUAACAGUCACAUGCGUAUCCAUAAAGGAGAGACGCAAGCUCCUCCUUAUCCACCACCUAAUCGCCCUCGUUUUCCACCUGCCCCUAAUCAUCAAAUGGGUCAAAUGAAUUACCGCCCAGCUAUGCAACAAUUCCCUACACCGCCUAUGGACGCUGUUAUCAAACAAGAACCAAUGGAUCCUGCGACAAUGGAACCCAUGGUUGAGAUUCAUGAACAAGCCGGUGGAAUGGAUCAAAACUUUCCAGAUACAUUGGGAGAUGGCGCAGUCAGUAUUACACCCAUUAGCAAGAAUCCUAAGCAGAAGCCACCUCUAAUAAACCCUAAUGUUAUGAAAAUUGUUCAAAACAAUCCGCAGCUUUCGAUUAAAAAGUCGGAUAAAAUGCAGCAAAUGGCUCAGAUGGCUGCUGGUACCAGCCAGUUUCAACAAAUGGGUGGAGCUAACCUACCCGACCCUGACAGAUCAUACAAAUGUUCAUCCUGUUGGGAAGCCUUCGCUAACAAGUCACACCUCUAUUUCCAUAAGAAAAACCAAUGUGAAGGAUCACGGUUACCGUGUCCGUUUUGUAAAAAACGCUUCGGAACAGAAGCAGAGUAUAGUUCACAUAUAUAUUAUAGUCACCCCGAAUAAUGUUAAGUUUUAGUCCCUUGUCCACGAAGUUUAAACAAGGGUUUCUAGUAUUUUUCUGAUGUGUGGUUGCUGUCAUAUUAUAUAUAAAAAUUAACGGCUUGGUAUAAUUUUUUUCGUAUAAAAAAGUAAUUUCUGGUCGUUUCAUGUUCCUAAUCUGCUUGAUCAGAAAAAAGUUAAGAGUUUAAAAAGUAGACAGUUGCAUUGCAACCUAAUACCAGAAAAAUUUGUGAAACCAUUAGAGAAACCAAUUAUUUAUAACUGCCUGAAAAAAGUAUCAUAUAACGUUUGAACACUGCCAAAACUUAUAUUUAAUCCAAUUAUAUUUACAAGGUGAGGGGCGGUAAGUGCGGAGCAAAUAUUUGUAAGUUCAACGUUAUUUUAUAUUUAGUGCUGAAGUUUUGU
Messenger RNA from Diabrotica balteata, 3311 nucleotides. The record is from the annotation of a GenBank genome assembly. NCBI's taxonomy places the organism in Eukaryota, Metazoa, Arthropoda, Insecta, Coleoptera, Chrysomelidae.